Molecule: messenger RNA, 2011 nt
Organism: Branchiostoma floridae (Florida lancelet)
Lineage: Eukaryota; Metazoa; Chordata; Leptocardii; Amphioxiformes; Branchiostomatidae
Product: degenerin deg-1-like
Exons: 1
Coding region: 1-1929 (642 amino acids)
Biological process (GO): sodium ion transmembrane transport
Cellular component (GO): membrane
Molecular function (GO): ligand-gated sodium channel activity
Source: RefSeq, a predicted model, not a curated record
AUGGCACAGAGAGCUGAUGUCACAAAUCACUUCAUGGGCUGUAACAACCCGCUGGGUAUGGAGAGUGGCGUUAUCUUACGAGAUCAGAUUCAAACGUCCUCAAUCUUUGACCAGAAACACUCUCCAAACCACGCCCGGCUCAACAGCGUGUCCUCCUGGAAAAUGGAGGAAAAUGACACCAUGCCGUGGAUACAAGUGGACUUACUGAACUUACAUAUGUUGGCCGGGGUGGUCAUACAAGGAGGCGGUAAGGAUGGUGGCUAUGUCUCAUCCUUCUCAUUCUCCUUCAGCAUCGACGGAGAUCAGUGGCUGCCUUACACGGACGACGAAACGACUCAUGUGCCGACGUUGUUUGUCGGAAACAAAGAUGGCAACACCCCAAACCACGUAUACUUUUCUCGCGCAGUCGCAACUCGAUACGUACGACUGCACCCACAGUCAUUGAAACGAACAGGAGGUCUACGUCUCGAAGUAGUUGGAUGUAGAUCCUCCAGUUGCACGAUUGCUAGUAAAGCAAAUGGAAAAGAUGUUCAGUUUUAUCAUCAUCAUCAGGCGAUGUGUACGGAACCUGAGUGCAUUGUGGGACGUGGCCUGAACUACAGAGGCAAGCAGAACGUCACCAGAAGCGGUCGGCCAUGUCAGAAAUGGAACUCCCAUGACCCUCAGCAUCAUUGCACCACACCCUCACUCUACCCGGACGCAGAUCUCUCUGAAAACUACUGCCGUAACAUACCGGAUCACCCGUCCAAAGCACCGUGGUGCUUCACAGGAGAGCAGGACUGGGAGUAUUGUCAUGUCGAACGUUGUGAAGUCGGCUGUGUCGACUUGAAGCUUAACGCUGUUGGAGGAGAGAACGACUGGGAUGGAUUCCUUCUCAGCUCCAACACAGAUGACUACACAGACAUCACAGACUUCUCGAUGGCUACACGAGAAGAGAUUGCUGAGAUGGGUCACCAAAAGGAAGACCUCAUCCUGCAAUGUACCUUUGACAAAGAACGCUGCUCAUUGGACGAUUUCAAAGUGACGCAAAACGCCAAAUAUGGCAACUGUUUUACCUUCAAUCACGGCGAAGACGACAAAGUUCGAACCACGACCAAGGUGGGAGCGGAGUUCGGUUUAAAACUGACACUGUCAAUCGAGUCUGACGAAUACGUGGGGCUCUUCGGUCAGGAUCCCGGAGCAAAGGUCACCAUACACAGUGUCGGUUCGACGCCGUUUCCUGAAGGCAAUGCUCUCAAUACCAAACCCGGAGAGAGCACUUUCGUCGGCUUGAAACGCAGUUCUGUCAAACGACAGCCACAUCCUUACGGAGACUGCACUUCAUACCAGGAAAGAGACGAGCUGUACGGUGGAAGGUAUACGUACGAAACGUGUCAACAUUCAUGUCUACAGGCAGCCUUACUGGACAAGUGUGGCUGUUCUGACGAACUGAUUACCAUCAAUAGCACAUUGUGCAGUGUACUGAACAAGACACAAGAGUGCUGCCGUCAAGAAGUCCGAAAACGCCACGAGGACGGCAACCUUCUUUGCAACUGUCGGCAAUCCUGUGAGGAAGAUUCCUACGCUCUUUGGCUGUCAUCUUCCUUGUGGCCAUCAGACAGGUACGUCUGGUACGUCUUGGAUAACAUCCACACCAGGAGCAGGGCUCGAAAUCUGCCGCUCAGCCCAAAUGAACUACGACAAAAUCUCGCGAGAGUCCACGUGUACUUCCGUGACUUGAAUUACGAACUGAUCAAUGAAAAUCCGACUUAUACUGAGGAAACUCUACUCAGCGGCCUCGGUGGGUUGUUGGGACUGUAUGUAGGUCUGUCUGUCAUUACGGUCUUUGAGUUUAUCAAUUUGGUCGUUGAUGUAGUGAAGGUUGCUUGUAACAAAGAAAGGAAAGAUAAGGGCAACAUGGAACCGCCUGUCAUAAUGACUGGUAGCUGACGGGGCGAAUGCGUAUCAUAACUUAGUGAAUUAGGAAGAACUAGCUGCAAUCGCAAACACCACUAGCUUGCUAAAAGUAAGA